Ceratotherium simum simum (southern white rhinoceros) is the source of this 2383-nucleotide messenger RNA. Lineage: Eukaryota; Metazoa; Chordata; Mammalia; Perissodactyla; Rhinocerotidae. The record is from RefSeq and is a predicted model, not a curated record.
CCCCACUGCAGGCCCCAACAUGGCGCCGUUCCUGCGCAUCGCCUUCAACUCCUAUGAGCUGGGCUCCCUGCAGGCCGCAGACGAUGCAAGCCAGCCCUUCUGUGCCGUGAAGAUGAAGGAGGCGCUCAGCACAGAGCGUGGGAAGACGCUGGUGCAGAAGAAGCCCACCAUGUACCCUGAGUGGAAGUCGACAUUCGAUGCCCACAUCUACGAGGGCCGCGUCAUCCAGAUCGUGCUGAUGCGGGCCGCCGAGGAGCCAGUGUCUGAGGUGACCGUGGGUGUGUCAGUGCUGGCCGAGCGCUGCAAGAAGAACAACGGCAAGGCCGAGUUCUGGCUGGACUUGCAACCCCAGGCCAAGGUGUUGAUGUCUGUGCAGUAUUUUCUGGAAGACAUAGAUUGCAAGCAGUCUCUUCGGGGUGAAGACGAGGCCAAGUUCCCAACGAUGAACCGCCGCGGAGCCAUCAAACAGGCCAAAAUCCACUACAUCAAGAACCAUGAGUUUAUCGCCACCUUCUUUGGGCAGCCCACCUUCUGUUCUGUGUGCAAAGAGUUUGUUUGGGGUCUCAACAAGCAAGGCUACAAAUGCAGGCAAUGCAAUGCUGCCAUCCACAAGAAAUGCAUCGACAAGAUCAUUGGCCGGUGCACCGGCACCGCGGCUAACAGCCGGGACACCAUAUUCCAGAAAGAACGUUUCAACAUCGACAUGCCACACCGGUUCAAGGUUUACAACUACAUGAGCCCCACCUUCUGUGACCACUGUGGCAGCCUGCUCUGGGGGCUGGUGAAGCAGGGAUUAAAGUGUGAAGACUGUGGCAUGAACGUGCACCACAAGUGCCAGAGGAAGGUGGCCAACCUCUGUGGCAUCAACCAGAAGCUCUUGGCUGAGGCGUUGAACCAAGUCAGCCAGAGACCCACCCGGAGGUCGGAGUCCGGGCCUUCAGAGUAUGUUGGGAUCUACCAGAAUUUUGAGAAGAAGCCAGGAGUCUCUGGAGAUGAUGCCCCAGACAGCAGUACCUAUGGCAAGAUCUGGGAGGGCAGCAACAGGUGCCACAUUGAGAACUUCAUCUUCCACAAGGUCCUGGGCAAAGGCAGCUUCGGGAAGGUGCUGCUUGCAGAGCUGAAGGGCAAAAAGGAGUUCUUCGCCAUCAAGGCUCUCAAGAAGGACGUGGUUCUGAUCGAUGAUGACGUGGAGUGUACCAUGGUGGAGAAGCGGGUGCUGGCGCUCGCCUGGGAGAAUCCCUUUCUCACCCACCUCUUCUGCACCUUCCAGACCAAGGACCACCUGUUCUUUGUGAUGGAGUUCCUCAACGGGGGGGACCUGAUGUACCACAUCCAAGACAAAGGCCGCUUCGAACUCUACCGUGCCACGUUUUAUGCAGCUGAGAUAAUCUGUGGACUGCAGUUUCUACACAACAAGGGGAUCAUUUACAGGGACCUCAAGCUGGAUAAUGUGAUGCUGGACCAGGACGGCCACAUCAAGAUUGCCGACUUCGGGAUGUGCAAGGAGAACAUAUUUGGGGAGAAACAGGCCAGCACCUUCUGCGGCACCCCUGACUAUAUCGCCCCUGAGAUCCUGCAGGGCCUGAAGUACUCGUUCUCCGUGGACUGGUGGUCCUUCGGAGUCCUUGUCUACGAGAUGCUCAUUGGUCAGUCCCCUUUCCACGGUGACGAUGAGGAUGAACUCUUCGAGUCUAUCCGUGUGGACACACCGCAUUAUCCCCGCUGGAUCACCAAGGAGUCCAAGGACAUCCUGGAGAAGCUGCUUGAAAGAGACCCAACCAAGAGGCUGGGAGUGACAGGGAACAUCAAAGGCCACUCCUUCUUCAAGACCAUCAACUGGACUCUGCUGGAGAAACGUGCGGUGGAGCCGCCCUUCAAGCCCAAAGUGAAGUCCCCUGGAGACUACAGCAACUUCGACCAGGAGUUCCUGAACGAGAAGGCGCGCCUCUCCUACAGUGACAAGAACCUCAUUGACUCCAUGGACCAAGCAGCGUUCGCUGGCUUCUCCUUUGUGAACCCCAAAUUCGAGAGGCUGCUGGAAAAGUGAGGUUCCCAGACGUGCCCCCCAACCCACCCCAGCCAGGGAGCCUGGGUCAGCCAGCACUGCCCGCCCACGCAGCCUGGGCAGAGCAGGCUGGGGCCCCCUCUUCAUCGGCACCUGCCAGCCGCCCACAAUGAGCAACAGUGUGAUUGUCAUGAUUUCUGCCGCUGCCCUCUUGUCACCCCGAGGAGGGGCCUCGGCUCCUGUCUGGCUGGGCUCUUAUGGUACUUCCUCUGUGAACUGUGUGUGAAUUUGCCUUUCCUCUGCCCUCAGAGGGAAAUUGUAAAUCCUGUGUUUCAUUACUUGAAGGUAGUUAUCUAUUGAAAAAAUAUAUAUAUAUAU